Molecule: messenger RNA, 937 nt
Organism: Microbotryum saponariae
Lineage: Eukaryota; Fungi; Basidiomycota; Microbotryomycetes; Microbotryales; Microbotryaceae
Source: the annotation of a GenBank genome assembly
AUGAAACCCACCACGCUCCGCUCGACUCUCGCUUCAGGCGCUCCGAAACCCAAACCAGCUCGCGCGGCACCUCCCUCCCUGAAAGCGUACCAAUACUUCCUCCCCUUCCAGACGCAGUGGAGGGACAAUGAUGCUUACGUGCAUUUGAACAAUAUAAUAUGUGGGUGUGUUAUCGAUCGCGCGUGAAUUCGUAGAUGUGGUUCAGAGGGACUCUACCUCGUGUGAGACACUGGCCACCCCCGGGUUUCAUUCGGAUUCGGGAUAGUGAUAGCCGGGCCGGAACCGAAACGAUGAGGGAACCGACUGGGAGUGCAGGUUGGUGGGGCGGGACGAGCUCUGAGCUGACGUGUUUGGUAUAUACUCUUCGAACGGGCAGACAACGCUUACGGCGACUCGAUCGUCAACGAAUACCUAAGUAAGACCCCGUCUCCGAACCCCCCCCCCCCACAUACGCUUGCCGCUUGCUCACCUUACCCUCUACCCCUCCUCUCCAGUCAAUCACCUCGGCCUUCAACUCCCCUCCACGGAUGCGAACCGUCGCCCCACCCCGGUCGGUCUGAUGGUCAAUUCAUCCCUCUCCUUCGCGGCGCCUCUAUCUUUCCCGUCCCCGAUCCUCGGAGCUUUAUCCGUCUCGUCCGUAUCAAAGAGUAGUAUCACCUGGCAAGUCGGUUUAUUCGCCGCUCGAGCCAACCCCGACCGAUCAUCGAUAUCGAACGGUACUCAGCUAGCCCUCCUCGAUGAUCAUUCGGACGCGACUUUCCCAACGAGGUUCGAUUCUUCGAUCCAAGUCAUUCCGGGCAAGGACGGUCAAUUACCCACGGCGGCCGCUUGGGGUAGUAUGACGCAUGUUUUCGUCAAUGAAAAGACGAGGAGGUCAACUCCGUUGCCAGAGCAAUGGAGGGAGAAGCUCAAGGGGUUGCAAGGCAGAUGGGAGUGA